Dendrobium catenatum is the source of this 1396-nucleotide messenger RNA. RefSeq names its product metalloendoproteinase 2-MMP-like. Gene Ontology annotation, molecular function: zinc ion binding; metalloendopeptidase activity. Gene Ontology annotation, biological process: collagen catabolic process; extracellular matrix organization; proteolysis. NCBI's taxonomy places the organism in Eukaryota, Viridiplantae, Streptophyta, Magnoliopsida, Asparagales, Orchidaceae. The record is from RefSeq and is a predicted model, not a curated record. Bases 156 to 1205 code for a protein of 349 amino acids. Gene Ontology annotation, cellular component: extracellular matrix. The transcript has a single exon.
GUAAAACUUUGAAAUUUGAAGUAAUAUCAAAUUUCUAUCUUCUACCAAAGUACUAACUGCUCUCUAAACUAAUAUCAUUAAAUAUAUUGACUAACACAGAACAUAUAUUUAUCUCACCUUAAUCCUCUCCCAAUCUUAACUUCCAAAUAGCAUCGAUGCCUUUCACAACAACAGUACUAAUCACAACCUUCCUCCUCCUGCUCUGCUUCACCCCUCCCUCCUCCUCCUCCUUCCCCUUCUCCUUCCCUUCCAACCCAUGGAGCCUCUUCCAGAAUCUCACCGGCUGUAACCCUGGCGAUUAUAACCCUCUCCUCCCUAAUCUGAAAUCCUACCUCCACCGCUUCGGCUACCUCCCUUCCCCUGUCUCCAACUUCUCCGACCUCUUCGACUCCGAUCUCACCGCCGCCCUUCUCUCCUACCAGCGCAAUCUCGGCCUCCCUACCACUGGCUCUCUCGACGCUAACACCCUCUCCGUCCUAUCACUUCCCCGCUGCGGAGUCCCCGACAUUACCCCCAACUCCAGCGGCCGCGGUCGCCAUCUCUACUCCUACUUCGCCGGAACUCCUUCCUGGCCCUCAGACAAACGCGUCCUCACCUACGCCCUCACCGAUACCUCCUCCAUCUCCAUCGAUAGACGAACCCUUCAAAACGUCUUCGCCCGUGCCUUCGCCCGUUGGUCGGCCGCCACCACGCUUAAUUUCACCGAGGUUUCGCCUCCGGACUCCGAUUACGCUGACAUAACAAUCGGGUUUUACCGCGGAGACCACGGCGACGGGGAGGCGUUUGAUGGGGUGUUGGGGACGCUGGCGCACGCCUUUUCGCCGACGGACGGGCGGUUCCAUCUAGACGCGGCAGAGGCUUGGGUGGCGACAGGGGAUGUAACGGCGGCGGAGGAAGAGAACGCAGUGGAUUUGGAGUCCGUGGCGGUGCAUGAAAUAGGACAUUUGUUAGGGUUAGGACACUCGUCCGCAACGGAGGCGGUGAUGUAUCCGUCGUUGAGGACGAGGACGAGGAAGGUCGAAUUGAUGAAGGAUGAUGUGGAGGGGAUUCAGGGGUUGUAUGGGGGGAAUCCGAAUUCUGGGGUGGAGUCGAUGCGGAGGAGUAGCCCCGAGACAAGCGGUGGAGUGCCGGAGCGGGCGGCGUUGACAGUAGUGGCGCUGGUGGCGACGGCGGUGGCGUCUAUUCUAACUGAGUUCGUCUUGUAGGAGUUUGGAUUGAUUGGUAGUUGGGACAUUCAGAAACGAUUGGGAAUUCCUUUUGACCUUUGCCCGGCUGGGCGGUGCGGCUAGUUGGGAGCUUGGAUGAGUUAAUUAGCUUUACAUUAUAUAAUAAUUAUUUAAUUUGAUAUUAUUUUUUAAUAAUAGCUUUUAAAUAUUAUUUAUUUAUUUUCUUGAUC